CCUCCGCCGGCCCUGCAGAGGGAGCUCUGGCCGCCCGGCAACCGCCCAGGGAAGAGGCCAUGCCGCCCGCCGCGCCAGCAGACCCGGACUUCGCCUUGUGCCAGGCUUUCGUGCGCUUGAAAGGGAUGGCCGUGCUCGCCAUGGGUACCGGAGUGGCCUUUGCUGUCCUCAGGAAGCCCCUUCCCCUCCCCUGGAGCGGACUCCUCUCUCUGGCUCUGGCUGCCUUACCCACCUACGCUGUUACCCGGAAUCAGCUGAAGAACUGUGCUGACCAGUGGGACUUCCAGACCCCUCCCCAAAGGUAGCCCGAAGGUGAGCAUUGGGGGGGGGGGGUCGAAGCUGUUCCAAAGGCUGCAGCCACAUUACGGAUAUCUCAACCAGGCAGGGCGUGGAGGCCUGCUCAGGAGAAGCAAUGCGGUCCCUUGGGGUUUCGUGCAAUGUGUGAACAAGGUUGUCGGGGGCCAAGUGUUGCGUUGAGUGUCGAGCUGCUCCUAGCUCGGCCCCUGGCAAAGGCUGGCAGAUUUUAUGCCCUUGGAAUAAAGGACACUCAGAGA
Molecule: messenger RNA, 554 nt
Organism: Thamnophis elegans (Western terrestrial garter snake)
Lineage: Eukaryota; Metazoa; Chordata; Lepidosauria; Squamata; Natricidae
Gene: TMEM141
Product: transmembrane protein 141
Exons: 4
Coding region: 60-305 (81 amino acids)
Source: RefSeq, a predicted model, not a curated record